AUGACUUUCGGAAUCCUUGACGAUAACAAGCUUGAGAAAGUUCCCGGGACUGGGCUACUCUCCGACCAGGGGAUCGUUCACGGGCAUGAAGUUGCAAUCGACGAAGCGAAGGACUUGAAGCGCGGUGUCGGAAAGUACGCACACGUUGUGCUCAUACCGCAGCCGUCUGAUGAUCCUCGCGACCCUUUGAAUUGGCCGACGUGGAAGAAAGAAGCGUGUUUCUGGACCCUGGCUUUCGCCGCAAGUCUAGACGGCGCACUAUCCCCUAUGGUCGGCCCCGGCUACACCUUGCUAGCGAAGCAAUUUGACGUCUCGGUCGAUGAUGUCACCUCGUCUUUCGGCUUCAUCCUUCUUGGACUCGGAACGUUCAUGCUCGUGCAGAAUGCUUUGGCGGUCAAAUUCGGCCAUCGUAUCGUCUACCUCCUCUCUCUUUCCUUGAUGUUCAUAUCUUGCAUUUGGUGCGCUUUGAGCCCGAAUCUGGCCUCGAUACGGGCUUCGCGCGUUUUCCAAGGCUUUGGUAUGUCUGCCCUACAAACCCUUGUUGCUUCGACUAUUGAGCAAAUCUACUGCGUCCAUGAGCGAGGUUCGCGCUCGGUGAUUUGGAGUUUUUCCAUCAUGGCAGGCAUUACGCUAGGACCCCUCAUCUGCAGCUAUGUGAUCCAAAACAUCUCUUGGGAGUUCGGCUUCUGGUUCGUCAGCAUUCCGCUUGGGUUGAAUACCCUUGCUGUCUUCUUUUUUGUUCCUGAGUCAACGUUCGAUCGCAAUACCGCUAAGCAAUCGCGAGACGAGGAUUCGGCCAGUUCGGAGAAGCCUUUCUCAGAUGCAGAAAUAGAGAGCGUGGGCCGUUCCUCGGCCGCUCCGCCUCCGGUGCCGAGCUAUAUGUCUUCGCUAAAGAUCUGGAGCGGAACCUAUACGGAUGAAAGUAUAUGGAGGUUAUCUCUUAGGCCAUUCCCGUUCCUCCUGUCACCGGUGACAUGGUUUCUUUUCCUGACACAGGGGCUGCAGACCGUGUGGCUGAGUCUCGUUCCCCUUUGUUCGUCGACUAUCUUCACUUUGGAGUACAAUUUCAACGCCACCCAAACUGGCCUGACGAACUUGGGCGGCUUGGUCGGCAUCGUCCUCGCUAUGGCCGUCACCGGUCCACUGAACGACUGGGGCAUCGUUUGGCUGUCCAAGCGGAACCGCGGUGUUUACGAACCCGAGUUUCGUUUAGUGUUCAUGUCAAGCAUGCUCUGCGGCGUAUUUGGCUACGUCGGAUGGGCUGUUGGUAACGACCACCACAUGCCUUGGAUCGGAGCAGUUGCUUGUAUAACGAUGUUGAACUUCAGCAUCGUCGUCUCCGGCUCGGCUUCGGUGACUUACCUCCUCGACACGCAUCGUGCAAACGCGCUUCACGUCUUCGCACUAAGCAACUUCGGGAAGAACAUGGUUCUCUAUGCUUCAACCUUCUUCGCGAACGGCAUCAUCCUCUCACGUGGCGUCAAGGUUUCCCUGCUGAUACUUGGGGCGUGCCAGGCCGCUUGCUGGGCCGCGUCCGUCCCAAUGUACAUUUACGGGAAACGCGUCAGGUCGUUCAUUGCCCGGCAUCCUCAGUUGUUCCAAGGAGAUCUUCCUGCAUCCGAUUUGGUGUCGAAGGAGACGUCGAAAGCGCCAUAGCCGCCCCUGACUGCGCAGCACAAGUAUCUACCUGUCUCAUUCGAGAGUUCAUCGAAGUUAAGCCCUUGUACACCUGGGACUCUGCGUUCCUGCACGAUACACGCUCAAGUACGGCUUCCGCUGGUUGUAUUCAAGUUCUGCUAUCGUGGGUUUUCUUAGAAGACAGCGCGGCUCAUGGGAGGCACGCUAUGCCGAUAACGUCGCAUGUUUCCCCAGCAUAUCAUUUCUGGGAGUGCUCCCAUGAUUACUUGCAUGAGAGAAGCUUGCUUAUUCCUACCUCGCCUCGGUGGCACAAGGGAUCACUUGACGUCCCCAGUGCUUCUCGCGCCCCUAUAGCUCCACGACCAAUCAAGCCUUCAAACAAGGCUGGCCAAC
Dichomitus squalens LYAD-421 SS1 is the source of this 2031-nucleotide messenger RNA. Its product is annotated as MFS general substrate transporter. The record is from RefSeq and is a predicted model, not a curated record. The transcript is spliced from 15 exons. The coding region runs from base 1 to 1656 and encodes 551 amino acids. Gene Ontology annotation, molecular function: transmembrane transporter activity. NCBI's taxonomy places the organism in Eukaryota, Fungi, Basidiomycota, Agaricomycetes, Polyporales, Polyporaceae. Gene Ontology annotation, biological process: transmembrane transport.